Rosa chinensis is the source of this 1070-nucleotide messenger RNA. RefSeq names its product VQ motif-containing protein 20. Bases 71 to 823 code for a protein of 250 amino acids. The transcript has a single exon. NCBI's taxonomy places the organism in Eukaryota, Viridiplantae, Streptophyta, Magnoliopsida, Rosales, Rosaceae. Gene Ontology annotation, cellular component: nucleus. The record is from RefSeq and is a predicted model, not a curated record.
CUUCCUUGCUUUCCCUAGUAAUUAACCUUCCUGUUCUAGCUGUCAACCAACUUCAUUCCAGUUUUUAGCCAUGAACUCAGUGAAGACGUUCCAUGAAAAUGAACAGCGUUCAGUUGCAAGGAAGGAGACGAUGAUCAGUGGCAACCGACCCUCUCCAUUGAAGAUCAACAGAGAUUCUUAUCUCAUUCAUAAACAACAGCCUUCUCGCAUGGCCGGAGCUCAUGGAUAUCAUCAACAGCAACAACAGCGGCACCAUCCGGUCAUCAUUUACACUCAGUCUCCAAAAGUCAUCCACACACGACCCCACGAUUUCAUGGCUUUGGUCCAAAAGCUCACCGGCCUCUCACGGUCCGAUGAAGAACACGUCGUUAAAGAAGACCAAACUCAUAACGAAGCUGCUCACAAAACCCUACAUGCUCGUCAAGUUGAGGAUAGUACCAUCAUCCACAGGUGUAUUAAUGAUAAUGAAACCUCUUCUGGUGUGACAGAUGAAAUUAGUGGGGGUGGUGAUGAUCAUCUUCAUGGGGAGAAUAUUAAUGUUGGCGGUGAUGUUCGAGCUGACAGUUCCUGUUUUAAAGCAUCAUCAGCAGGUCCAAAUCGCACUUUAAGUGGCUUUAGCCCAAUGCAGCAGCAAAAUCAGUAUCCAUAUUUUGCAGAUAUUCCAAUGUUUACGCCGACUUCGACGGAUCAUCAUCACUUCCUCUGCUCACCUCGCCCGCUUUACAGAUUUCCGGAUUCGAGCUCACAGAUCUCUCCGAGUACUCUUUGCGGUUCAAUCUCUCCUUCAAUGUUCAAGUUCAUCAAGGGACUACCAGAAUACUAAUCGAUCGACACAUUCAUAUGGUCAAUGAUUACCUAAGCAGCUAGCUAGCUAGCUAGCUACUACUACACUUUUAAUUCAUUGAUUAAUUCUUUCAUUCUGUUGCUCUUGUCCAUACCUCCGUUUCUUGAUUCUUGUAGAUUGAUCAAUUUCUGUAAUUUCCACUAUUGUCAAGGAAAGCUGCUACUAGCUCCAUCUUUGAUUUUUAUGAAUUUGACUAUUUAAUUUAUGAUAUCAAUUUACGGGUCAA